AUGGUUUUGGCCGACUUUGAGAGGGAUCCUAAUCGGAUCUCAGUGGCCUUUGUCACCUACUAUUACAAUCUUUUAAACUCAAACCACACCAAACUAUAUCAGCUUUACUAUAAAGAUGCAGUCUUGAGACAUAAUGAUUACAAGAAUCCUUUUGCACCUCAGGCUGAGGAAGUUGUUGGUAUUGAGAAUAUUAAGAACCACUGGUCUAAAUCGAUGUUGGGUGGUGCUAAGGUGAUGAUUCAGUCGAUUGAGACUACUAGAUCUUACAAAGAUUCGAUUCUGAUAGUUGCCGUUGGCGAGUUGGCUUUGAAGCAUCACGAGGUGGACAAAGAUGAAGAUCAGCCAUCUUAUAAGUUUGUUCAGACUUUCAUAUUGGUUCCUAUGGAAAAGAAGGAUGUAUAUGAUGUUUACAAUGAUGUGUUGACUUUUAUUCCCGACAUUGAUUAUGAAUACGGAAAUGACGAGGAAGACGUGGAGGAGGAGAUUACUGCAGAUCCCGUAAAGGAAGAGCCUGAGAUAGAGUCAAAUGUCGAAUCUACGGAUGUUAAAAUCAACGAAACUCCAGCCAAGGAGGUCAAGGCUGAAGAGACCGAGGUCAUGGCUGAGGUCAUUGCUGAGGUUAUGCCUGAGGUCAGGAAUGAGGCCAAGACUGAGAUCAAAAGUGAGGAGAUUAAAAAUGAGGAUAUCGAGAGUGAGGAAAUUAAGAAUGAGGAAAUUAAGAAUGAGGAGGUUAAGACUAAUGCGGUUAGAAGUGAUGAGACUAUUGCUAAAGUCAAUGAAGAAGUUAAGGCCCACGAAACAGAAGAGAAAUUGCGGGCGCCCUCGGAGGAGCCUCAGAAAGAAACCCCUGAGGAAAAGAAGCUUGAAAGUUCAACUACUCCUGUCCCUGUCAAACCAACCAAGGGACUUAGCUGGGCCAACCAGAUCGCUUCUUCUGGAGUUAAAAACACUUCUGUUGCAAAAGUCCCCGUUCAACGGUUGGUGAAGGGUAAGACAGAGACAUCCCCAGGACCAUCGGGCUCCAAAAAGGGAGCCAAAAAGAAAGAUGGAAAGAAACACCACCACCAGGAUUCCGAUUCCGAUGAUGGCUUUGAGAAGGUUGGUAGCGACGGUGGCAAGAAGCCGGGCAGACAGAACAGUGGCAUCAACAAGAAGGGUCAGAUUAUCUACCCUAUCUUUAUUAAGGGAAUUGACAAGAUGACCAGCGAGGCAGCUUUGGUCAGCGCCCUGGAAUCUUCAUUCGGACAGGUUGAUUCUUGCCGUGUGGAGAGAACUACGGCAUACGUUGAUUUUGUUGAACAGGAAGCUCAGAAGAAAGCUCUCGCCACACAUCUUCUGAAGGUUGGUGGAAAUGAAAUCAAGCUUGAGGCUAGAAUCAAAAGAGAUAGGGAAAGAGGCGACAGAGAAAACUCGUCGUCAAAGAAGAAGAAGAACAGAAACGGUAAGCGCCAUAACAACGGUGCAAAUGGCAAUGGUGGCAGUGGUAGCAGUAGUGGUAACGGUAACGGUAGCGGAGGAGGGGGAAACAGCUCGGGAAUGACUGAAGAUGGUUUCAAGAGAGUCGGGAAGCGCUGA
This is a messenger RNA of Brettanomyces nanus, 1575 nucleotides long. RefSeq lists its product as uncharacterized. Gene Ontology annotation, cellular component: cytosol; ribonucleoprotein complex; Ubp3-Bre5 deubiquitination complex. The coding region runs from base 1 to 1575 and encodes 524 amino acids. Gene Ontology annotation, biological process: protein deubiquitination; ribophagy. The record is from RefSeq and is a predicted model, not a curated record. NCBI's taxonomy places the organism in Eukaryota, Fungi, Ascomycota, Pichiomycetes, Pichiales, Pichiaceae. The transcript has a single exon. Gene Ontology annotation, molecular function: mRNA binding.